This is a messenger RNA of Vollenhovia emeryi, 2964 nucleotides long. It is a transcript of the gene Atg1, whose product is annotated as serine/threonine-protein kinase ULK2. Gene Ontology annotation, molecular function: ATP binding; protein serine/threonine kinase activity. The record is from RefSeq and is a predicted model, not a curated record. The coding region runs from base 337 to 2649 and encodes 770 amino acids. NCBI's taxonomy places the organism in Eukaryota, Metazoa, Arthropoda, Insecta, Hymenoptera, Formicidae. Gene Ontology annotation, cellular component: cytoplasm; autophagosome. Gene Ontology annotation, biological process: positive regulation of autophagy; autophagy; axon extension. The transcript has 13 exons.
CCCUCUCCGCGGGGUGUUGCCGUGUUUUUGGAUGUGUGCCCGUCGCCCCUUCUGCUCCGCCGCACGCCCUCCGCGCCUCCGCGCCGCGUUGCUGCUGAAAUCACAGCGGUGGUAAUCCGACGCCACGAUUGGGGACAACCGCGCGCGCUGACGAUGACGGACGAGAUGUAGAUCCCCCGUCGCAGCGGGGCGGAGGCGGAGACCUGCGUGACGACGUCGUGUCAUUUUGGAGUAGACGAUCGUAUCGAUCCCCGAUCGCGGGCGAUGCGUCCUCGUGUUGUUGUUAAACCGCGGACCCCAGCACGUCGGUAGAGAGCCGCCCGUCGGACGAGAGAGAUGGAGAUCCUCGGCGACUACGAGUACAAUCCCAAAGACCUGAUCGGCACCGGCGCCUUCGCCGUCGUCUUCAGGGGCAGGCAUCGCAAAAAACCAAAUCUAGUAGUGGCUAUCAAAAGUAUCACGAAGAAGACCUUGGCCAAGUCGCAAGACUUGCUGAAGAAGGAGAUCAAGAUCCUAAAGGCAUUAACUAAGCUGCAUCACGAGAAUGUUGUCGCACUGUAUGAUUGUAAGGAAUCUAAUCAUAACGUCUUCCUGGUUAUGGAAUAUUGCAAUGGUGGAGAUCUGGGAGAUUAUUUAAACGGUACUCUUUCCGAAGAUACCAUCAGGCUGUUCCUCAAGCAGUUGGUUCGCGCGAUGAAGGUACUGCAUGCCAAAGGGAUAGUCCACAGAGAUCUCAAGCCGCAGAAUAUCCUGUUGAAUCACAACUGUGGCAAAGCCUGUCCACAGCCACACGAAAUAACACUGAAGAUAGCGGAUUUUGGUUUUGCUAGGUUCCUGCAGGAAGGCGUGAUGGCUGCGACUUUGUGCGGAUCGCCGAUGUACAUGGCACCCGAAGUCAUUAUGUCUCUUCAAUACGACGCCAAGGCGGAUCUGUGGUCCGUUGGCACCAUAUUGUAUCAAUGUCUCACCGGAAAGGCACCGCAUCCUGCGAAUAAUCCUCAUGCACUCAAGUCGAUCUACGAGAACACUGUUAAUCUUGUUCCUAGUAUACCGCCUGGAACAUCACCCGAGCUGACGAAUCUCUUGAUGGGCCUGUUGAGGCGCGAAGCGACUGACCGCAUGGAUUUCGACCAGUUCUUUGGUCACCCGUUCCUCACGGGUGUCCGAGAGAGUCCAAGUCCAAGCCCUGUACCUGCCGAGCUGCCGGCGUCCCCGGGGACAAUGGCGAUUCCGAUCGAGGAAGGAACGCCGAUUGUCAACAGAUCGGAGCCCGAAACGACGGAGACUCCUUGCUCCAGUCCCGAGGAUGACUUUGUCCUUGUGCCGAGCGACAUCAGUAGCGAUACUGACAAUAAUCCGCCAGUCAAAUAUACCAAGCAAAUCAGUAGGGAAGCUGUCAGUCCACCCCGACCAUGCUUAUCGAAAUUGGGCGAAUAUACCAGACAGACUAGCAGGGAAGCUAUCAGUCCACCCAGACCGUGCUACCUGCCGAUCUCUGAGCCGAUUCCUGUUCCAUGCCAACGAAACGCAGUGGCCCAGCAUCCACCGCAGUCUCCCUCGACGAAUGCCAUCCGUUCCGGCAGUAGCGUCGUACCUCGCUCACAACCGAUCAGCAUGAAACGCAGCGCGGACUCCCACAGAGGUCACCCGCCGGACAUCGGCUCCCUCAGUCCGCCUAGCGUGCAGUUUGUCAUCGGCACUCCACCCGGUAGAAGAUUAAGCGAGACUCCACCGCCGCCCAACACCUGGCAGGUCAGUCCCGUAGCGAGACACUCGCACACGCCGAGCGGAACCUCGCCGUUGCGGCGUUCCACGGGUAAUAACAGCGCGUCCUCGCCGUUGCUCACAGGUCCGCUGGCGGUGCUUGGCUCGCCCACCUCGCGAGCUUUUCAAGACAACAACAACACACUCAGGCAUUCGCCUGUCAUACCCUUCGGCACUAGGGCCGUCACCCUUCCGGAAAUAUCUGAAGCCGGUAGUUUCCAAAGUCUCUUCCCGGAUAUGCCGACGACAAUCGAUGAUCGUCCAUUAACGUUUAUCGCGCCGGAGCUACCAGAGGAGACGCUGAUGGAGCGCGAGCACAACGAGAUCCUGGCCAAACUGAACUUCGUCGUGGCGUUGUGCGAAUGCGUGUGCGAAGUCGCCAGAUCCAGGGCUGGCCCGCUCGGCAAUAUCGAGCAACCGGCGCCUCUCGAACAGGCUGGCAAUGCAGCCACCAGGAAACGCGCCGAGCAGGUCAUCCUUCUGGUACGAGCCCUUCAGUGGCUCAGCUCCGGCCUGAAUCUGGCCACUCAGGAACUCAAAGCUGGAAGGCUGCAACCGACAGCCACCGUGAAGGAAGUUGUCAGUACCAUGAACGAGAAAUUCAAGUCGUGUUUGAUGGAAUGCAAACAACUGAAUAGCGUGGGGCUUCUUCGUCAAACAGGAGCUACGGCGGACAAGAUACUGUACAAUCAUGCGAUUCACAUGUGUCAAUCGGCGGCAUUGGAUGAGCUGUUCGGAAAAGGCGGCGAAUGUUUCCAGCGAUAUCACACGGCGCAGAUAUUAUUGCAUUCGUUAGCGCAACAUGUCAGCCAUAGUCAGGACCGAGCUCUGCUUAUCAAAUGUAUGUUUUGUCUCCGCGCCGAUCGAAUCUUCAUCGAAUCGUAGAGAAAUCUGUACUUCUUGUCUUUUUAAAUUAUUUUGAGAGAUUUUGAGAGAUUGAAAGAUAUAUUUAAUAGUAGUAAACAUGUAUAUCAUCGCACAAUGUAUGCAAUUUCUUUUUCUCAAUUUAUAUUAAAAAUUUUUGCUAUGAAAAUACCUUUGCACAUCAACUAAAUAUUUACUUGCCAAUUUAAUAAUUAUAUUUAUCAAUCGUAGUAUCUAUUAUGUAACAAAUAACAGAUAUUUGUUAGGUCUCUUUUUCGCUCGUUGAAAAUUAACGCUAAAAGUUAGAUUAUCUCGCCGAUAUAAUUUUUGCACAAU